This is a messenger RNA of Mesorhabditis spiculigera, 486 nucleotides long. Lineage: Eukaryota; Metazoa; Nematoda; Chromadorea; Rhabditida; Rhabditidae. The record is from the annotation of a GenBank genome assembly.
AUGAAGCCGGUCCUCCGUCGAAUAAUGAACGUCGGUUCGUGCGAUUACGUCGUGUCCUCAAACCAUCUAUUCCCGAGAAUCAGAAGUUUGCUCGGUGGAAGACCCGAUUGUUGUUAUAUCGACGAGUUCGAUCUACCAAUGGACUUCUUCACGGAUGAUGUGAAGAAGGUGGCAAGGGACGCACCUGGCUUUGUGGAAAUGGAAUGGCCGGAAGACAACGAUGCGAUGGCGGAGGUUCAAGAAGCGUUUCGGAGAUAUGUGCCAGUGAGCAAGAAGCCGAUCAGUGUCGAGCGAGAUAGGCAAUUUUUGAAAAAAGAAAAACUCGGGCCCGUAUUCUCGUGCAACUUCUAUCGCGAGGCCGGGUGCAGUGCAGGAUUGACGAUCAUGGUGACUGUCCACCUGGUGCAUGGCGCUGAUGGGAAAGCGUAUAUGGGAAAAUACAACUAUGAUGUCGCAAUCACCGUGAUGGACAACACCCACCACGAA